AUGCGUUAUACUUCUUUACCUCGUACCGCUACCUUUGCUUGGUCUCCUGCUUCUUUUGUUUCAUCUCCCGUCUCAAACUCCCCUUCCUCUUCAUCAUCUCCUACUAUCAGUUCUACCAAUAACAAUCAAGAUGGCAAGAAUGGGGUCGAAUUCAACGUACCUCUCUUGGUCACCGGUACUGCUAGUGGUGCACUCGAUUCGACCUUCAGUUCCGACUCUAAACUCGAAAUCUGGUCUCCUUUCUCAUCACAGUCUGCCAUUUCGCUAGGCGAAGUGGUAGUCAGCUCACGGUUCAAUCGAUUGGCUUGGAGCAAUGCAGCUGGCUUGAAACCAAAGGGUGUCAUUGCUGCUGGAAUGGAGAAUGCGGACUUGGAUAUCUGGGACCCUCUGAAAAUCUUGGAUGGUGAAGGCCCUGAAGCAUCCUUGGUGAACAAGAUGACCAAUCAUACUGGUCCCGUCAAAGGUCUCGAUUUCAAUCCGAUCAAAAAUAACAUCUUGGCCUCAGGUGCUACUAAAGGAGAGGUUUUCAUAUGGGAUCUCAAUAACCCGGUGAAACCAUUUGCUCCUCCCCCUUCCCGCUCCUUGGACGAUGUGACUUCGGUGAGCUGGAAUCACGUAGUACAAUCUGUACUUGCAGCAUCAUCCAACAACGGUUAUACCGUAGUUUGGGAUAUUCGAGAGGCCAAUGGACAGAAAGGACGAGAAGUCGCUACUCUUAGCUAUAGUGGUUCAGUAAACCAAAUGCCCGCCUUCGCUCAAAAUCAACCCGGGAUGAUGGGCGGACCUCAAUACGGAGCUCAAUGGAUGGGCCCCCAGGGUGGAAGACCGGGUAGCGUCAGCUCCGUUGUUUGGCAUCCUGAAAACCCCACAAAAUUAGCCACCGCCUCUGAGGAUGAUGGCACGCCAAUUGUGCUUGUUUGGGACCUCAGGAAUGCACGUGCACCCGAACGUGUACUGGCAGGUCACGAAAAGGGGAUUUUGAGCCUUGCUUGGUGCAAGCAAGACUCCGACUUGCUAGUGAGUUGUGGAAAGGAUUGCAGGACGAUAUGUUGGAAUCCAACGAGCGGAGAUCUUGUGGCAGAGUUAUCCGCUUUGAAGCUUGCACCCAGCAGCAACUGGUCCUUCCAGACAGAGUGGUGCCCCAAAAACCCUGAUCUAGUAGCAACCGCUUCCUUUGACGGCCGCAUAGCGAUCCACUCUCUCCAAUCGACCGGCGACGAAUCCGAUAUCUCACAGCCGCAGCUUAAUGUACCCCCGGCAGAUGGUAGUGAUAUCUUUGGAGACCAGGGUAUCUUGGCCUUAAACAGCGCAAAAGCUGCUGUGAGCUUGAAGCGAGCGCCCAAAUGGCACAAACGGCCUGUCUCUGCGACGUUUGCAUUCGGAGGUAAACUUGUCACGCUGUCCAACGAAGUGGUGGCACCAGCCCCAGUACAAGGUGCCAUGGUCGACCCGGCGCAACCGUCCACAGUCGUGUCAUCGGUCAAGAUCAAACAGGUUGUCACCGAGCCCAUUCUUGUCGAACGCGCUCUCAAGUUGGAGAACGCUAGUCAAGAACGAAACUUACAAAACCUGUGUCAAGAACGAACCAAUCAGCUCCCAUCUACUGCGUCUGCGACAGAAGUACAAAGCUGGAAAUUACUCUCGACCUUGUUCAAGACCAAUUCGAAGGAAGAACUUGUCAGCCUUCUUGGCUUCUCAAAAAAGCAAAUCAAGGAUUUAGUCGAGCGUCAGAUCGAAGUCUACAAGUCGUCAAAACGUCCCGAUGCGAUUUCCCGCUCGGCUAGUGAGAUAGGCCAUCCUGCACCUAUCACGGAUAAUUUCGGUUCCGACGCUGGCUCGAUCCCCCGCGAGCCUCUGGUGACGUUCGCAGACACACCUACAGAAGGAUUAUCUGCGCCUUAUGAAGGUGAUGAGACCACCACCAGUGGAGCAGAUGCUGCUCCUUCUGAAGCUAGCGUAAGCGCCAUCUCAGAUUUAACGAAGGUUGCCGAAGCAGAAUCCGAAAUUACCGAGCCUAGCCUAUUUGGUGAUGAUAACGCAAAUGCAGCGGGUCAAACUGCUGCCUCGGUCGACUUCUACAGCUCAAUGCGAUCUGGACGACCUGCCGCACUGCCUGACCAUAUUCUCACAAGAGUUGGUGGUGCAUCCUCCGUGGGUGCUACGAUUGGGUCGCGUGCUUCCUCAGUCAUCUCCGAGAACAUCCGCGCCAACACUUUCCAAAUCUACCCCAACGAGGAAUCAAAAGGUGAACGUCUUAUCACCCGAGCGCUAGUUGUGGGCGACUUUGAAAGUGCUGUGUCAUUAUGUUUGUCGACGGAACGAUAUGCCGAUGCGAUUUUACUGGCUGUUCGAGGUGGUCCCGAAUUGCUCCAAAAAGCUCAAAAGGCGUAUUUUGAAAAACAGACACCCAAUUUACCAUACUUACGACUAUACCAGUCAAUUGUGAUGGACGAUUUGAUCGAUGUGGUUCAGAAUGCUGACCUGGCUGAGUGGCAAGAAAUCUUUGUGGUCUUGUGCACGUUUGCGAAGAAGGAAGAGUUUUCUAGCUUAGUUGAACAAUUAGGACAAAGGCUCGCUUAUCAAUUUGCAUCUUCAUCCGACAACAAUUCUAGUUCUGUUUCAAACACCGUCGAGGAAUAUCGCAAAAACGCUAUUCUGUGUUACUUGGCUGCAGGAAAAUUAGAAAAGAUUGUUGAGAUAUGGAUCGAACAGAUGGAAGAGGAAGAAGAAGCUCAAGUAAAGAAUCUAGGCGCAGAUGAUCAAAAGUCUAAAUCAAGUAUUCAUGUGGAAGUUCUUCAAACCUUCAUUGAAAAGGUCACUGUAUUCCAGAGCGCCAUCAAUUACAUCGAUAUCGACUUGGCUCAACCAACCGAAUCUGCUGAGGUGGCAAACUCUGGAGCUCGAACUUACAAAUUGGCAGCAUUGUACGAUCGCUACUGCGAAUACGCUGAGUUGUUAGCCUCACAGGGCUUGGUAAACACAGCAUUGAGAUUUGUUGCACAAACUCCAUUAGAUUACAAAGGAACCAACAACUCUGCUCCAUCUCAGGCCCGCGAGCGCCUCGCCAAAUCGAUUGGUUUGACUUCAAUUAUUGCAAACCCAAUCUUACAGCCCGAACAGAAGACCCCAACCAACACUGCAGCUACUGUACCACUAGACAAACCAUUUAGUGAGGUACCUACCAACGCUCAAUCAGCCUACGGUUCCUACGACCGUCCCAUCGCUCAGAACAAUUAUCCCAAUGCGGCUUACAAUCAGCAACCUGCUUUCAACACAGGAACGAAUAUGGGUGGCGGAUACGCGAAUCCGAAUGUAUACGCCCCUUACGGUCAACCAAACACGACUAAUACCUAUGCGCCGACAGCACCGACGCAAGGUAGUUCGUUUUUUCCGGCACCCCCAGCUCCAAUGGGCACAUCUCCCAUUCCUAGUCGAGCGUCGAGCACCGCACCUCCUCCGCCUGCUUCUCGUCAACGAAUUGGUGAAGCAGGAGGAUGGAACGAUGCCCCAGUUGUUAACCAAGCGAGAAAGGCUGCAAUUCCGCCCCCCGCUGCGAAACAAGUGAUCUCCUCUCCGUUCCCGAAUGCCUCUCGGACCAUGUCUCCCGGUCCCAACCAAUACAAUAACCAGAUGCAAGGCUACAAUCAACCACCGCAAGGAUCGCCCGGUGUCUCUAACCUACCUCCACGUGCAGGGACUCGCACACCAGGGCAUGCUACAAACGUUCCACCACCUCCCAGAGCCGGUUAUCCUGCUGGUGUCCCACAAACACCACAACAAUAUGGUCAGCCAGGCCCGUACGGUCAACGUCCAGGAUCCGUUGGUCCCUAUGGUCAACAAACCGGCCCCCCAGCUCCUCAAGGAUAUCCUCAAUCUAUGGGACCUCAAGGGCCUGGUAAUCCACCUGCCUCUGUUAAUCAAACUCCUGGUUCGUAUGUACCUCCAAGAGUUCAAGUUCCAGCCGGAAUCCAGCCUGGUCCGCAGUCAUACUCGCCAACAGCUGCUCAAGGUGGUUACAUGCCGAAUACAGCUCAACAACAAGGACCGUAUGCUCCACCUACCGGGUAUCCUCAACAACAAGGCCGAGGCUCGAUGUCAGGCCCUCCUGGUCAACCACCAAUGGCCUAUGGCGCACCUGGACCGAACAAUGGGAUCAUGAAUGCUCCCAGACCUGGUGGAUUUGUACCGCCUCCUGGUCAACAACAAAGGGCUAAUCCACCACCUGCAAGUGCUGCUCCACCAAAGCCUGAGCCACCGAAAUCUAAAUACCCUGCGGGUGACCGAACCCACAUACCUGAACAUAGCAAGCCAAUCUAUGUAGCUUUAAAUAGACUGAUUGGACAGAUGAGACAAAGCUUACCGCCUAACCAAAAGAAAAUGGUAGAUGAUACAGAACGCAGGUUAAAUGUAUUAUUUGAUGGACUUAAUUGUGAAACUGUACCACAAGCGGUUGUGGAUGAGUUAUUAGAUAUCGUUAAAGCUAUCGAAUCUCGAAAUCUUCAACACGCUUUACAAUUACAUAUUUCACUUUUGACUUCAGGAGUAAAAUCAGAAGAACUUACGACUUAUAUGCCUGCUAUUAAGAUGUUGAUUACUAGGUUAAAUUGA
Melampsora larici-populina 98AG31 is the source of this 4608-nucleotide messenger RNA. RefSeq lists its product as hypothetical. Gene Ontology annotation, molecular function: protein binding; structural molecule activity. Gene Ontology annotation, biological process: endoplasmic reticulum to Golgi vesicle-mediated transport; COPII-coated vesicle cargo loading; endoplasmic reticulum organization. The record is from RefSeq and is a predicted model, not a curated record. Lineage: Eukaryota; Fungi; Basidiomycota; Pucciniomycetes; Pucciniales; Melampsoraceae. The transcript has 9 exons. Gene Ontology annotation, cellular component: endoplasmic reticulum exit site; COPII vesicle coat. The coding region runs from base 1 to 4608 and encodes 1535 amino acids.